AUGGCCAAGUUGCAUGAAGAGCAAGAGAUGGUCGUGGAUCAUUUCGAAAUGCAGCAGUCCAAACCAGACCCUCGGUCGGAAGAGGUCAUCUUUUCACAGGAUGAGGUCGGGGACUGCUUCGUCUGCGUCGGCAGCACCGCCGUGCGCCAGCUCCGCGCCAAGCACAGCUUCGGGGAGCUGGCGAUGCUGUACAGCGUGCCAAGAACAGCCACAGUCACCUCCAAAGAGAAAGGCGUACUGUGGAAGAUGGACGCUGACCAAUUCAGAGUUUGCAUGCAACACUUGAGCUCCAAGAGCAUGAAGAAAGCGAGCCGUGGCUGGCUAUUGAGGGCUUAUGGGCUUGGCAUUUGGAGCCUCCACUCUGCACCAUUUGCGUGGAAUGUGACGUUCUUGAUGUACUACCGCAAGCAGUUAAGGGAUGUUGUGGGUUUCACUCGAGAAGUUCCGGGGACGAACUUGUGGGACACUUGCGUCUACGGAUUCUGGAUGCGUGCACACCCAAGGCUGGAGUUCUUCGAGGCAGAUUCAAACUAUCGACAUAUGUCGAAGGAGGAGAAGAGCGUCCUCGCCACUGCCUGCUCGGUGCAGAACUUCGCUGCCGGAGAUGUAAUCCUGCGCGAGGGCGAGGUCGGCGAGUGGAUGUUUAUUGUUAUUGAGGGCACCGUGAAGAUCGUGGACCAGUUCGGGAAUUCCGAAAUCCGGAAGCCCGGUACAUUGCUGGGCAGCUCCGGUGUGAUGUACUCUAGUUUGCACUGCAGUGGCGCCACUGCGGUCGACAAAGUGACUUGCCUGGCCUUGGGCAGAAAGUCGCUGGAGAGCUUACUCGGUCCAGGAGGCAGCGUCCUUCGCAGAAGUGCGAUCAAGUCGCUGCUGAUGGACAACGUGGAGCAUGUGGACUACUUCAAGGAGCUUGCUGAAGCCGAGCUGCACAAGGUGGUGGACAAGUUCGAGGAGACCUCCUUCCCACCCCUUGGAACGAUUGUGUCGGCUGGUGCGCCUGCUCAGCUGAUCGUCGUCGUAGCCGGCCAGGUGGCCAUACUUGGCCCUGAUGCCGAGGAGGUGCAAGAUGCAGCCAUCUUGGAGAAGCAGGCCAUUAAAGUCGUGCUGCCGGGGCAGUUGCAUGGGGCGCAGUCACUGCUCAACAAUACCCCGAUGGAGUACAAGCUUGUAGCUUUGCAGAACACCCAGCUGCACCGCGUGACGCACAACAUGGUCUCCCAAAUCCUGGGUGGUGACCUUGGCGAAGUCGUCCGGUUCAACGAGAUCAAACGAGUUCUCGGUGACAUUUUCCUGUUCAAGAACUUGCAGAAUGAUCAGAUGGAGCGCGUCGUGCGCAGUUUCGAGAAGUGCGAGUAUUCCAGUGGCCAAGUCGUGGUCGAGCAGGGGGAGGAGGCUAACCACUUCUACCUGAUCCAGAGCGGUACCAUCGCCAUCUUCAGGAAUGGGGAGCGACUGCGCAGUCUGCUGAAGUGGGACUACUUUGGAGAGAGAGGCCUACUCCUUCAGGAGAACCGCUCCGCAACCUGCCAGGCAGAGGAGCCCUCGGUACUCCUGCGGCUGGAAAAAGCCGUUUUUGCGGCUCCUUGGACUAUGGAGAUGUCCGAUUUAUACGUCAAGGCUGUUGUCGGAAGAGGCUCCUUUGGGCUGGUCAAGCUGGUCUACCACAAGCGAGACAGGCAGAAGUACUACGCCCUCAAGUGCAUCGGCAAAAAGCAGGUGGUGCAGCAGAAGCAAGAGAAGUCAAUGCUCCUCGAGCGAGAGAUCAACGCUCAGUGCUAUCACCCUUGCAUUAUGCACUUCAUCACCACCUUUCAGGAUGCCAAGAACGUGUACUUCUUAACGGAGUUUUUGGGGGGCGGAGACCUCUUUACCGCCAUUCGCGAGAUUGGGAACCUCAGCAAACGGCAAUCUCAGUUCUUCGGAGGCUGCAUUACGCUGGCAUUGGAGUACCUUCAUGGCCGCUCCAUUAUGUACCGCGACCUGAAGCCAGAGAACGUGGUCCUUGAUUUCAGAGGGAACGCCAAGCUGGUGGACUUCGGAUGCUGCAAGAAAUGCCUCCAGUCCAGCACCCUGGUGGGCACCCCCGAGUAUUUCGCCCCGGAGAGCAUCAUUGGCAAAGGCUACACCUGUGCUGUGGACUGGUGGGCCUUGGGGGUCAUGAUGCACGAGUUCAUCGUGGGCCCCCUUCCCUUUGGUCGAGACACUGAUGACCAACUCCAGCUUUUAAAGGAGAUUAUGGAGGCGCCGCUGGCGUUCCCCAGCUACAUCACUGACAAGACCGCCAUCAGCUUGAUCACCCAGCUCUUGGAGAGGACCCCCGAGCUUCGACUAGGAGCAGGAUCACGCGGCGCGAAGGACCUGCAAGAUCAUCCGUAUUUUUCAGGAUUUAGCUGGAAUGCGCUGGCGGGACAGUCUAUGCAAGCUCCCUGGUUGCCGGACAGACGGAAGAUACAGGAGUCUUGGGAGAUUCCUCCUGAUGCCGGCCAGCCAGUGUGCCCGGAGGUGGCCAACGAGGGCUCACACUCCCUGGAUCCGGCUAUGGACGCUGGGCAGGAGACUGCUGGGGGGUGGGGGGGCCCUAAACCCUAUAAACCCUAUAAACCCUAUAAACCCUCUAAACCCUCUAAACCCUCUAAACCCUCUAAACCCUCUAAACCCUCUAAACCCUUUAAACCCUACACCCUAGAGGGCCCCUUGGGCAAGCCUCUGUGCACGGGAGGGCCGGGGAGUGAUCCUUCAUGCUCAAGCAGCAUGUUGCACUUGACCUGGGCCUCCGCAGAAGGUCAGAUUUCUAGGUCGAGCCUUGGGGACGACAUGAACCCUAAAAGGGUUUAUGGUUCGGGAUUCUAG
Molecule: messenger RNA, 2850 nt
Organism: Symbiodinium natans
Lineage: Eukaryota; Dinophyceae; Suessiales; Symbiodiniaceae
Source: the annotation of a GenBank genome assembly